AUGACCGUAAACGCGUUCGCAGCAAGUCGUUUGCCUGUGGUACGGAGCGCGUUGGACUGUCGUUGGCAGGCUCGAGGAGCGUGCCUUGCCCCAGGACGUCACUGGCGACGUGCACCUCGAACGCGGGCAACAUCCCGAGCUGUUAUCGCCGGUUUGUUUGACGCGUUCAAACCACUCUUCGGCGACGGAGAGAAUGACCGCGCACAGAACAAACAACUUGAAAGUCAAAGGGAGCGUGAAAUUGCAGAGCAACAGAGAAUUAUGCGGGAGAAGCUGGAAGCGCGCCGAGCUGGGCGGCACCUCGAAGGCGUUGCAGAGCGGCGUCAAGCUGUGCAGGAGCAGCUCAACGCCAAAGAGAAACCAAAACCGGGCGAGGACCCGCUAAUAGCCUGGGAGCGGCAACGAGAGAAGGAGCGUACUGCUGGGACCUGGAAAGAGGUCGGGUACGGCGAAGAACCAAAACGGGGCAUUAUACUGCCCUGGCCGUCCUUCGGUAUACCGCGCUUCGAUUAUGGAGAACGCUUUGACCUCCGUUUGCCCUACGUUGACGAGGGCUACGUUGAUGAAGACGCAGAUAUCAUGGGUAAGGUAUUUGGACGGCGUCGCAAGCCGCCCGAGUCGCAACGUUCUCCAGAAAACGGCGACAACGGCACGAAUGCAGCCUCUGAAUAG
Molecule: messenger RNA, 672 nt
Organism: Cyanidioschyzon merolae strain 10D
Lineage: Eukaryota; Rhodophyta; Bangiophyceae; Cyanidiales; Cyanidiaceae
Exons: 1
Coding region: 1-672 (223 amino acids)
Source: RefSeq, a predicted model, not a curated record